UGGCUCUGCUUAGUCACCGAUCAUGCAAUAAACAGGACUCCUUUUUCCUGUUUUGCUGGCUGCUGAAUUCCGGAAGUCUGCUAAGAAACAGGAUUGGUGAACACAGUCAGCUGGCCUGUCGGAUGCCGCCCUGGAGGGCUGAGGGGCUGCCAUGGAGAGCCGCGAUGGAGGCUGCGCUGUGUCCCCCCACAUGCCUUUGGCUGCUCCCCGCCUGGAUCUUGCUGCUGCUGCCAAAUGGACUCGCCACGGGGACGGUCUUGCGCCUGGGGGCAGAGCCCUGUAGAGCCGGCCCCUGCCCUGGCACGCUGACGUGGGCAGUGCGCUUGUCUGCACCCGAGGGAUCGCCUCCCCCCGAGGACGAGCUGGACCGGCAGGCCGACAGGCUGGCGAAGGCGGCCGGCCUGGUGAACGCUGGCCGGAUCGGAGAGCUCAAGGGCCACUACCUCCUCGGCUACCAGCCGGCCGGCCCCCGCACUGGCCCGGACCUCGAGGCGGUGCAGCACUCGGUGGAGGCCAUCUUCGCCCAGCACGACAGCGUGAGGUGGCACGCCGAGCAGCAGCUGCUCAAGCGCUCCAAGCGCGGCCUGCACUUUAAUGACCCCAAGUACCCCCAGCAGUGGCAUCUGAACAAUCGCAAGAGCCCGGGGAUGGACAUCAAUGUGACGGGCGUGUGGGAGCGCAACGUGACGGGCCGCGGCGUGACCGUGGUGGUCGUGGACGAUGGCGUGGAGCACACCGUCAAGGACAUCCAGCCCAACUACAGCCCCGAGGGCAGCUACGACCUGAACUCCAACGACCCGGACCCCAUGCCCCACCCGGAUGAGGAGAACGGCAACCACCACGGGACCCGCUGUGCAGGGGAAAUCGCCGCCGUCUCCAACAACAGCUUCUGCGCCGUGGGAGUGGCCUACGGGAGCCGCAUCGCAGGGAUCCGGGUGCUGGACGGGCCGCUGACUGACAGCAUGGAGGCCAUCGCGUUCAACAAGCACUACCAGAUCAACGACAUCUACAGCUGCAGCUGGGGUCCGGAUGAUGACGGCAAGACGGUGGACGGCCCUCACCAGCUUGGAAAGGCUGCCCUACAGCAUGGGGUGAUCGCCGGCCGCCAGGGCUUCGGCAGCAUCUUCGUGGUGGCCAGCGGCAACGGGGGGCACCACAGCGACAACUGCAACUAUGACGGCUACGCCAACUCCAUCUACACCGUCACCAUCGGCGCAGUGGACGAGAUGGGCUACAAGCCCUUCUACGCAGAGGAGUGCGCCUCCAUGCUGGCCGUGACCUUCAGCGGCGGGGACAAGCUGAUGAGGAGCAUCGCCACCACGGACUGGGACCUGCAGCGGGCCACGGGCUGCACAGAAGGCCACACGGGCACCUCCGCCGCGGCCCCCUUGGCGGCCGGCAUGAUCGCCCUCAUGCUGCAGGUGCGCCCCUGCCUCACCUGGCGGGACGUCCAGCACAUCAUCGUCUUCACAGCCACCAAGUACGAAGACCGCCGGGCCAGCUGGGACACCAACCAGGCCGGGCUCAGCCACAGCCACCAGCACGGAUUCGGCUUGCUGAACGCCUGGAGGCUGGUGAACGCCGCCAAGGUCUGGGAGUCCGUCCCAUACCUGGCCUCCUUCGUCAGCCCCACCCUGAAGGAGGGCAAGGCCAUCCCGCUGGAGCCGGGGCGCCUGGAGGUCGCCUGGAACGUCUCAGAGUCGGACCUGGCGCUGUCGGGGAUGCGGACGCUGGAGCACGUGGCCGUCACGGUCACCAUCACCCACCCGCGCCGCGGGAACCUGGAGCUGCGCCUUCUCUGCCCCAGCGGCACGGAGUCCCUGAUUGGGACGGCGCGGAGCAUGGACUCGGAUCCGAACGGCUUCGUGGGCUGGACAUUCUCCACCGUGCGCUGCUGGGGCGAGGAGGCCCAGGGCACCUACCGACUGGUGAUCCGCGAUGUUGGGGACGAGAUGCUUCAGGCAGGCUUCCUGAAGGAGUGGCAGCUGACACUCUACGGAUCCGCCUGGGCCCCGGCCGAGAUCCAGGCACGGCAGAGGCUGCUGGAGGAGGCCAUGAGUGGCCGGUACCUGGACAGCAGCUUCUCCUUGCCCUGCCCGCCCGGCCUGCGGAUCCCGGAAGAGGAGCCCUACACCAUCUCUGCCAACACCCUCAAGACGCUGAUGCUGCUGGGCUGCUUCGCCGUGUUCUGGACCUUCUACUACCUGCUGGAGGCGCUCUGGACGCGCAGCGGCAGGACCCUGGACCUGGCGGCCUGCAGCGGGGGCGCCCCUUGCCCCUGGCCCUCCGUGGUCCGACCCGCCCGGAGCGCGAAGGAGGGGACGGCGGUGGAAGAGACCAUCCCCUUGUGCGGGGAGAAGGAUGUGGAGGCCGAGCAGUGCUCCCCACCCCCGGGGGGGCCGGGGCAAGACCAGCCGGAGCUCUGGGGGCUGCAUGACCCUCACUAGCAGGACAGCCUUGCAGCCUCGCCCAAGCCACGGCCGCCUACCUCACUCCCCGUGGCUCGCUGGCGGAGCCCCUGGGACGCGAACGGGACCCCGCCUGUCCCCAUCGGCCACAGGGACAGAGUUCUGGGACGCCUGGGACCGCUGUGCCUGCCCUGCACUGGCCCGGCUGCCGGGCUCGCUCUGGCUUUCUCGCCGGAGGGGUGGGCUGCUCCAAGAUGCCUGCCAGCCAGAGGCCCUGCCCCUUGCAGACACCGACCUGGGAGGGCUGGCCGGAGCCCAGCCCUGCGCACCCAUCCUGUCCUGCUGGUCUCUCAGACACCACAGCUCGGGCUGCCAGCUCCCUGGCGGCCGGCCUCCUCUGGAGCAAGCAUGCAGAUCCCGAGGCGUGUCUCCUCUCUGUCUUGGGGUCCAUGCAGAGGACGAUGGGUGUGUUUGCUGGGUCAGGCAGGAGCCCGGCUGGCCAGCUGGGGGCAUGGGCCCCCUCCCGCUCGGCCUGCCUUCAGCUUAACCCGAGGGGAGCGGCUCCUGUGCUCCCCAGAAGCUGAGGGGCCGCGAGUGCGUCUCCUGGAAUCACCAAUUAAUUUUGCUUUUGAAGUCAACAGCAGGAUCUUUUCUUUACAGCUUUCCAAAAUAAACCCUUUGAAACCUGA
Messenger RNA from Varanus komodoensis (Komodo dragon), 3097 nucleotides. It is a transcript of the gene PCSK7, whose product is annotated as proprotein convertase subtilisin/kexin type 7. Gene Ontology annotation, molecular function: serine-type endopeptidase activity. Gene Ontology annotation, cellular component: Golgi membrane; trans-Golgi network. Gene Ontology annotation, biological process: protein processing. The transcript has 16 exons. Lineage: Eukaryota; Metazoa; Chordata; Lepidosauria; Squamata; Varanidae. The record is from RefSeq and is a predicted model, not a curated record. The coding region runs from base 123 to 2447 and encodes 774 amino acids.